Mercurialis annua (annual mercury) is the source of this 2027-nucleotide messenger RNA. RefSeq names its product two-pore potassium channel 5. NCBI's taxonomy places the organism in Eukaryota, Viridiplantae, Streptophyta, Magnoliopsida, Malpighiales, Euphorbiaceae. Gene Ontology annotation, molecular function: potassium ion leak channel activity. The coding region runs from base 410 to 1567 and encodes 385 amino acids. The record is from RefSeq and is a predicted model, not a curated record. Gene Ontology annotation, cellular component: plant-type vacuole membrane. The transcript has 2 exons. Gene Ontology annotation, biological process: potassium ion transmembrane transport; stabilization of membrane potential.
AAAUCUCACAAAUGAACUCGAAAAAUCUAAUUCACUCGAGCUAGAUAUCACGGCAAAUAAACCUUUUACGAUAAAAGAAUUCCCAGUAGGUUGGAGCCGCACGACGGCUGGUGUCAUCGUUGAGUCACAAUUCACGUCCAAAACAGGCCUGUUUUCCGGCUGACGCAAAAUCCAGUCAUACCCACCAACACUAACAGAAACCGUCUUCCACUCUCCAAAGACGACAACUUUUCUAGUUUAGCCGCUUAUUAUUUAAUUGGGUCCCUCCUCAAAUCAAUUAUAAACGCCUCUCCGAUCAUUACCUUACUCAUUACCACCAAAUUUCAACACAGUAGAAUUAUGAUUAACUCUCAACCACUCACUUUCUAGACAAAACAAAACAGCCCCCAUUUUUCUUUUCUUGAAAAAAAUGGAAAACGAACCUUUUCUCGCCAACCAAACAAGAACCCAGUCCCAAUUACAAUCUUUUCUUGACCAUCAUGACCUUUCUUUCACUCUCUCCCCGUCUCUUUCUUCUCCAAUCAUCUUCUCAGAAAUCCAAGAAAACCAACAACAGCCCACUUCCAUGUUCGGAGCUCCGGUCACCCACAAAAAGAAACCGGGAACUCUCCACCGGUCAAGAACAGCUCCGGCCAUGAUAGUCAUGCGUGACUUGAAACCCUUACCUCAAGACCCUAAACCAAUGUCUGAGUCUAGCUCAAUUAUAAGGCAAGCCAUUUUUUUGCUUUCUUUAUAUUUGCUACUCGGGGUGGUAAUUUACUCUUUUAAUAGAGAUAAUUUCUCGGGUAUUGAGACCCACCCGGUUGUGGAUGCUCUGUAUUUUUGUAUAGUGACUAUGUGUACUAUUGGUUAUGGUGAUAUUGCUCCAUUGACAGCAGGAACUAAAGUCUUUGCUUGUGUCUUUGUGUUGGUAGGUUUCGGAUUUAUUGAUAUUUUACUUAGUGGGCUUGUUAAUUAUGUUCUUGAUUUGCAAGAGAAUAUGAUUUUAGCUGGGAUUCAAAUGGGGAAAACCCAUGGGGGAUUUUCUGCUAGGAAUUAUAUAAUUGAUGUUGAGAAGGGGAGGAUGAGGAUUAGGUUGAAAGUUGGGUUGGCACUUGGGGUUGUGGUUUUGAGUAUUGGAGUUGGGACUUUGGUUCUUUAUUAUUUGGAGGAUUUGGAUUGGGUUGAUUCUGUUUAUUUGGCCGUUAUGUCGGUGACUACGGUUGGGUAUGGCGAUCGAGCGUUUAAGACUCUGCCCGGGCGGCUGUUUGCUGCGAUAUGGCUGUUGUUUUCGACGUUGGCUGUGGCCAGGGCGUUUCUUUAUUUGGCUGAAGCUAGAAUUGAUAAGAGGCAUAGGAGGAUUACGAAAUGGGUGUUGCAUAGAGAUAUUACUGUGGAGGAUUUGCUUGCUGCUGAUAUCAAUAACAAUGGUUUUGUUAGCAAAUCAGAAUAUGUAAUCUACAAGCUGAAAGAGAUGGGAAAGAUUGGGGAGAAAGAUAUAAUGCAGAUAUGCAAUCAAUUCAGCAAGCUUGAUCCCAACAACUUGGGAAAGAUAACUCUGCCUGAUCUCUUGGGGAAUCGAUUAUGACAAAUGAUAACACAUCUGCUUGAAGUAGGAUAAUACGAAGUAAGAACAGGAAUAGUGAAGUAGCAUACAUUUGUUCAGAAAAUUCUUGGAAAUACAAUUGCAUACAUUUGCAGUCAUAUCUAGCAAAUCAGAGAUGGCAGCAGAACACGAGACAUUGCAGUUACAACUGUACAGCGCACUUCUUACAACAUCAUCUCCACAAGAAUCGUCCCCUGCUCGGUCUCCUCUGCUCUUCAGAUUGUACGAUAACGCAUGAUCAUGAACUGAAGCUGGAGAAUUUCGGAAUGAAGAUGCAAUGUAGAGGAUAAUUCUCAUUUGUACAAAAUUACUGGACAAGAAAGACAGUCAUUUGUGUUGUAAUUAUGUUGACUGGUCCAUGAAACAUUUAGACAAUCUGCUUAUUUGCUCGAUUAGCAGCCUAAAAAUAAAUUAAAAGAGAAGCCUCCCACGAUUGCCAAAA